Theobroma umbraticum is the source of this 1262-nucleotide messenger RNA. RefSeq names its product peroxidase superfamily protein. Gene Ontology annotation, molecular function: peroxidase activity; heme binding. Gene Ontology annotation, biological process: hydrogen peroxide catabolic process; response to oxidative stress. The record is from RefSeq and is a predicted model, not a curated record. Lineage: Eukaryota; Viridiplantae; Streptophyta; Magnoliopsida; Malvales; Malvaceae.
ACUUAAAUUCCUCUGCCUUGUUGUUCUGAGCCUCAGUAUUUUCCCUUCUUCUUCUUCUUCUUCCUCCUCCUCGAAAACGUUGUUUUUAUUGUUGUUAUUAUGAGCAAGAAAAUAAUGGCUCUUGUUUUCCUUCUAGUACUGUCUGCAUCUUUCAUUGGGAUUUCUCAAGGCCAACUCACAGUGGGUUUCUAUUCAAACACAUGCCCAGAUGCUGAGUCCAUUGUCUCUGGGGUUGUUCGGAAUGCUGCUCAGUCUAACUCCAACAUUUCUCCGGUCUUGCUCAGGCUCCACUUCCAUGACUGUUUUGUUGAGGGCUGUGAUGGUUCAAUUCUGAUAGAAAAUGGUCCAAAUGCUGAGAGACAUGCAUUUAGUCACCAGGGAGUUGGAGGCUUCGAAGUGAUAGAUCAAGCCAAAGCUCAGCUCGAAGCUACGUGUCCAGGAGUGGUUUCUUGCGCAGAUAUAGUCGCCUUAGCAGCUCGAGAUGCUAUAGCUUUGGCAAAUGGACCAUCCUAUGAGGUUCCAACAGGCCGUAGAGAUGGAAGGGCUUCGGAUGUUUCUCUGGCGGCUAACAUGCCGGAUGUUAGCAAUUCAAUCCAGCAACUCAAGGCUAAGUUUCUUCAGAAAGGACUCUCAGAGAAAGACCUUGUGCUUCUCAGUGCUGCACAUACAAUCGGAACCACAGCAUGUUUUUUCAUGACAGACCGGCUUUACAAUUUCUCCCCUGCUGGAGGGUCAGAUCCUGCAAUCAACCCUGACUUUUUGCCGGAGCUGCAAUCGGUAUGCCCCCAGAACGGAGACGUGAAUGUAAGAUUACCAAUGGAUCGGGGAAGUGAGCAAACAUUUGACAAUCAUAUUCUGGAGAACAUCAGGAAUGGCUUUGCAGUGCUGGCAUCUGAUGCCAAGCUAUACGAGGACGAAACGACGAGGAUUGUAGUUGACUCCUAUUUUGGAAUGUUGACUCCAAUCUUUGGAACAUCUUUCGAAGCAGAUUUUGUUGAAUCCAUAGUGAAGAUGGGGCAGAUUGGUGUCAAAACAGGGUCCAAUGGAGAAAUCAGGCGUGUUUGUACAGCUUUCAAUUGAAUUAUUAGACUACAGAUAAUUUAUCUGAUAUCAUACAAUUGUUUAAUUACUCAGCAAUAAGAUGUAUUAAUCUGCGUAGAUUGGUUGAACAUGAAGCUAGUGCUUUACCGGCUACAAGUGAAAUUUCCUUGUAAAUUGUACGGUUCUUGAAGUUGAAAUUGAAAAAGUGUUGUCAUUUGUCA